Rhinopithecus roxellana (golden snub-nosed monkey) is the source of this 1763-nucleotide messenger RNA. RefSeq names its product dihydrofolate reductase (gene DHFR). Gene Ontology annotation, molecular function: NADP binding; dihydrofolate reductase activity. Gene Ontology annotation, biological process: dihydrofolate metabolic process; glycine biosynthetic process; folic acid metabolic process. The transcript is spliced from 6 exons. The record is from RefSeq and is a predicted model, not a curated record. Gene Ontology annotation, cellular component: mitochondrion. NCBI's taxonomy places the organism in Eukaryota, Metazoa, Chordata, Mammalia, Primates, Cercopithecidae. Bases 345 to 797 code for a protein of 150 amino acids.
GUAUCUAAGAGGGACGCGCCGGGCCGACUCCCAGCGAGAGGAUGGGGCCAAACUUGCGGUCUGCGCUCGCAGGAAGGGUGGGCCCGACUGGAUUCCCCUUUUCUGCUGCCCGGGAGGCAAAGUUGCUGAUUUCUGCCCGGAUCUUGCUGCCAGGCGAGGUCGUUGCCCUGCAGCGCCCUCGCCCAGGGCAAAGUCCCAGCCCUGGAGAAAACACCUCACCCCUGCCCGCAGCGCUUCGUUUGUCAGGUGCCUUAGAGCUGGAGCUUAAGGGAUAAUUGUCAUGCGUGUCCAUGUGAAGAGACCACCAAACAGGCUUUGUGAAUGAAUUCAGGUAUUUCCAGAGAAUGACCACAACCUCUUCAGUAGAAGGUAAACAGAAUCUGGUGAUUAUGGGUAAGAAGACUUGGUUCUCCAUUCCUGAGAAGAAUCGACCUUUAAAGGGUAGAAUUAAUUUAGUUCUCAGCAGAGAACUCAAGGAACCUCCACAAGGAGCUCAUUUUCUUGCCAGAAGUCUGGAUGAUGCCUUAAAACUUACUGAACAACCAGAAUUAGCAAAUAAAGUAGACAUGAUUUGGAUAGUUGGUGGCAGUUCUGUUUAUAAGGAAGCCAUGAAUCACCCAGGCCAUCUUAAACUAUUUGUGACAAGGAUCAUGCAAGAUUUUGAAAGUGACACCUUUCUUCCAGAAAUUGAUUUGGAGAAAUAUAAACUUCUACCAGAAUACCCAGGUGUUCUAUCUGAUGUCCAAGAGGAGAAAGGCAUUAAGUACAAAUUUGAAGUAUAUGAGAAGAAUGAUUAAUAUGAAGGUGUUUUCUGGUUUAAGUUGUUCUCCCUCCCUCUAAAAAAAGUAUGUAUUUUUACAUUAGAAAAAAAGUAUUUUGUUGACUUUAGAUCUAUAAUUAUUUCUAAGCCACUUGUUUUUAUUCCCCACUACUCUUGACUCUAUCAGAUACCAUUUAUGAAACAUUCUUGCUAUAAAUAAGUGCUUCUCCAAGACCCUGACUGAGUCCCCAGCACUUGCUACAGUGAGCUGCCUUUCCACACCCAUCACAUGUGACACCCUUGCCAGUCCUUGAUUGACAUUGUCGGGCUUUUCAAAUGUUGGUAAUAUUUAUUAAAGAUGAAGAUCCACAUACCCUUCAACUGAGCAGUUUCACUAGUGGAAAUACCAAAAGCUUCCUAUGUGUAUAUCCAGAGGUUUGUAGAUAAAUGUUGCAGCCUUGUUUGUAACAGUGAAAAACUGAAAACAACCUGGAAGUCCAGUGAUGGGAAAAUGAGUGUGUUUCUGUCUUAGAUUGGGGAACCCAAAGUAGAUUCCAAGACUGAAAUUUCAGUGAAAGCAGUUUAUUUGCUAGGUCAUACCAGAAACCAUUGGUUGAGUUAUGCAAAAACUGAACUGAGAAGGUAAGAAAACCAGUUUAAAGUCAGCAAGCAGGUUCUCACUGGUAACAAGCUCCAUACUGCUGAGAUACAGGGAAAUGGAGGGGAGAAAACUGGAGUAUUGAUUCCCCUCUCUCCUUGGUUGUCAGCUCCCUGUCCUGUGUGUGGGCGGAACGUACUCCAACUGCUCUAUAGUAAGUCCCAGGUGUUUGCAGUAAGAAGCUGCUGGCAUGCACGGGAACAGCGAAUGCCAAACACUUCAAGCAAUUCCAUGUUUAAGUAUAUAAGCGCUUCAUAUAUAUAUUAUAUAUAUAUAUAUAUAUAUAUAUAUAUAAAAUAUAAUUUUUUUUUUAGUGCAGUGGUGCAAUCUCAGCUCACUACAACC